Rotaria sp. Silwood2 is the source of this 1149-nucleotide messenger RNA. The record is from the annotation of a GenBank genome assembly. Lineage: Eukaryota; Metazoa; Rotifera; Eurotatoria; Philodinida; Philodinidae.
AUGAUAGGUAAAUUUUUUUUAGGAUUUGGUUAUGGAUUUCUUGCUGUAUUUAUCAUAUCUAUUAUGUCACUUGGUGGUUUAUUAGUUUUUCCAAUUAUUUAUAGAGUUGCUUUUCAAUAUAUUCUUGCAACAUUUACUGCUCUAGCUGUUGGAACACUCUUUGGUGAUACAAUGUUUCAUUUAAUUCCAUUUACAAUCGGUCUUCAUAGUCAUGAAUCGGAUGGACAUGGCCAUGGACAUGGACAUGCACAUGAAGUCGCUGAUAAUUUAUCAAUUUCUGUUCCUGUUUAUCAAUGGAGAAUGCUCCUUGCUGUGAUGAUUCUUUAUGGAUUUUAUUUACUCGAAGUAGUGCUUCAUUGGAUUACUCAUUUUCGCCAGGAUGAAAAUUCCACUCAUUCUCAUGCUCAUGGUCAUAGUCAUACAAUGCAACUUCAAGAAAAGUCUAAAACUGAUCAAAUCAAUAAUCAUGCAACAGUAAAUAUUGAUGAAAACUUAGCACAUGAUCACCAUUCGCAUAAUCAUGUUCAUCAUCAUAACUAUAAUGAAAGAGAUCCAACAUUGUCAUGUGUUACUAGAAAUUGUUCUUAUUAUCAUGACAUGCAACAAGCAUCGGCAUCACAAGCAAAAGUCAAUGGUAACGACAAUAAGUCAGACCCUCAAAAUUCAUCCAAAGUUACACGAGUUACUGGUUGGAUGAUAAUUUUUGGUGAUGGUAUUCACAAUUUUGCUGAUGGUUUAGCAAUUGGAGCUGCUUUUAGUGAACGUCUUAUGUUAGGUUUUACAACAACAAUUGCAAUCGUUUGUCAUGAAUUACCUCAUGAAUUUGGAGAUUAUGCAGUAUUGAUUCAAUCGGGUUUUUCUCAUGGUCGAGCAAUAUUUUGGAAUUUUAUUUCGGCAACUACUGCCUUCAUUGGAUUUUUUGUUGGCGCAGCUGUAUCAACGAAUGAAAGUGUUCGUCAAUGGAUAUUUGCUGUGACAAUUGGCAUGUUUCUUUAUAUUGCAUUAGCUGAUCUCUUACCUACGUUAAUAUCUGAUCGAAAUUUUCAAUUCCGACGUUUCAUUUGUGUAAAUAUGGGAUUUUUAAUUGGUGUUGCAAUUAUGUUUUUAUUGGCAGUAUUCGAAGAUAAAAUAGUUGGAUUAGGAUCAUAA